GGUGUACACUGACUGUCGUGUGGGAGGCCAAUACGAGGCCGAGGGAGUCAUCUAUGAGGCUGCGGUGAUACUAGCGAUCAUAGUAAAAGCAGCAACAGCGACGGUAUCGGUAGCAGAAAUAACAACACUGACGCCAACGACACUACGGCCGGGGAUGACCACCACACAGACAUCAGUACCAACAUUACGGCCGGAGAUGACCACACCAGCGAAGCUACCGGCCGCACACCCAAUAUUACCAAUGACGGCACCCGUACCAUCGGCGACAGUUGCGCCAACGCCAGGGCCAGGGAUGACCACCACAACGGCAACAGCCGCUGGACCAGUGGCAGCUCGAGCAGCACCGACGGCAACAACAACAGCUCCAGGCCCGGAGCCAAUCGAAAAUGUGCCAGUAAUGUGA
This is a messenger RNA of Octopus sinensis (East Asian common octopus), 403 nucleotides long. Its product is annotated as classical arabinogalactan protein 2-like. The annotation marks the transcript as partial. The record is from RefSeq and is a predicted model, not a curated record. The transcript has a single exon. NCBI's taxonomy places the organism in Eukaryota, Metazoa, Mollusca, Cephalopoda, Octopoda, Octopodidae.